AUGGACCUGCCCCCGCAGCUCUCCUUCGCUCUCUACGCGGCCGCCUUUGCGCUGGGCUUCCCGCUCAACGCCCUGGCCAUUGGGGGCGCCGUGUCCCAUGCCCGGCUCCGCCUCACCCCCAGCCUUGUCUAUGCCCUCCACCUGGGCUGCUCUGACCUCCUGCUGGCAGCCUCUCUGCCCCUGAAGGCAGUGGAGGCCCUGGCCUUGGGCGCCUGGCCUCUGCCGGCCCCACUCUGUCCUGCCUUUGCCCUGGCCCACUUCGCUCCGCUCUAUGCUGGCGGGGGCUUCCUGGCUGCCCUGAGCGUCGGCCGCUACCUAGGGGCUGCCUUCCCCUUGGGCUACCAAGCGGCCCGGAGGCCGCGCUAUUCCUGGGGGGUGUGUGCGGCCAUAUGGGCCCUUGUCCUCUGUCACCUGGGGCUGGUGUUUGGGCUGGAGGCUCCGGGAGGCUGGAUGGACAAUACCACCAGCUCCCUGGGUAUCAACACACCAGUCAACGGCUCUCCAGUCUGCCUGGAGGCCUGGGACCCAGCCUCAGCGGGCCCUGCUCGCCUCAGCCUCUCUCUCCUGCUCUUCUUCCUGCCCCUGAGCAUUACAGUGUUCUGCUACGUGGGCUGCCUCCGGGCACUGGUCCGCUCAGGCCUGAGCCACAGACGGAAGCUAAGGGCAGCCUGGGUGGCUGGCGGGGCUCUGCUCACGCUGCUGCUCUGCUUAGGACCUUACAAUGCCUCCAAUGUGGCUGGCUUCCUGCACCCCGACAUGGGAGGCUACUGGCGGAAACUGGGGCUCAUCACAGGGGCUUGGAGUGUGGUGCUCAACCCGCUGGUGACUGGCUACUUGGGAGGGGGUGCUGGGCGGGUAACAAGUGUGGCAAGAACGAAAGGAGGGACAUCCCAGAAGUAGUAGCCACUGCUGGGGUGAAGGGGCAUGGAGCAGGAGAGCCUGGCUGCUUGUCCGGGCCCCUGGAGCCCGGAGCCAAAGGAACUGCAGGGCAGCCUGGCCUGGGAGCAUCCUUGGACCGGCUAUGGAAAGAACUGAGCCUGGCAGAAGACUGCAUCCCAGCUGGAGGGAAGAACGGAGGCCAGGG
This is a messenger RNA of Callorhinus ursinus (northern fur seal), 1084 nucleotides long. RefSeq names its product free fatty acid receptor 1 (gene FFAR1). NCBI's taxonomy places the organism in Eukaryota, Metazoa, Chordata, Mammalia, Carnivora, Otariidae. The record is from RefSeq and is a predicted model, not a curated record. Gene Ontology annotation, biological process: G protein-coupled receptor signaling pathway; positive regulation of insulin secretion; response to fatty acid. Gene Ontology annotation, cellular component: plasma membrane. Gene Ontology annotation, molecular function: bioactive lipid receptor activity.